AUGAGUGCUGCGAGCGACGAGAUUGACGACGAUGACAGUGACGCGAGGGACAGCCUCCUGGCUCGCCGCCGCAUAACCGUCGCAAAGGACGACGAUGACUCGGAUACCGACACGGAAGACGAGAAUGACGAUGCGCACCAUCGCCGCCGCCCAGACUCGUAUAUGCAUACACUCCGCCCCUCCCGUGAGCGACGUCGUUCAUGGUGGGCAUCCCUGACUGCCUCCAAGGUAUCGGGCUCCUCCCUCUCCAUCCCGCACGUAACCAUCAACCUCUUUGCGGCCAGCCUUCACCCGGCCGUACUGCUCAGCACGCCAUUCUACUUUUCGCGGACGGACAUCGGGCCAGGAAUUGCUGGCUUGGUAUUGGUGGGAGUUCUGGGCGGAGUAGGGGGAGGACUGUGGGUCGUCCUCUCGCGCUACGUGGGCGGGUCGACACUCGAAGCAAUAACGGCCGCCUCCAUCGGUGGACGAACCUCACCGCGACGUUCUCAGCUGGGUCGACUGCUGGCUGCGGGCCUUCUCGCCGUCUACUCGACGGGAUCGGCUCUCGUGGCACAUCUGGCUUUGGUGGAUAUCCUCCUCCAAGCCUCGCUGCCUUACCUCCCUCGCACGCUCAAGCAGGAAAGUCGCGCCAUCCUCACCUUCAUCGCCGCCGCAAUCGUCACAGCACCGCUCGUGCUGAUUCCAUUGGCGAAGCGAACCAUGAUCCGCCUCGCAACGGCGACGGCGCUGUGCGUGUACCCGCUCGUGCUGGCCAUCCUCUUCUCGCGCGUCUUUACGGCUAUUCCUCCAGCGCCAGCAACAGCUCAGCCAGCAGUGCCGCAACCCGCUCACCUCUCGCCGAGGCACAAGGCCAUCUGGGCUCCCCUGUCCCUCCUCCCGCUCCUCACCCUGUCUUCGUCCCCGCUGCAGAUCCUCCUGCACAACCGGUCGCUGCGACGCAUGCCUUCGCAACGAAGCGCCGGUGCGCAGUCCGGGUCAAACGUAAAGGCCUUCCUUGGCUGUCAGGCGGCGCAGGUGGCCUUGGUGGUAGGGAUGUCCAUCGGUAUUGGCGUAGGGCUGGGACGCAGGGGGAUUGAGGAGCACCUCGGCAGGGAGGUGAGGCCGAAUUUGUUUUCGAGCUUGUUGGGAGGCGAGGCAGAGGAGGGCGAUCGCUGGAUCAAUGCAGCACGACUACUCUACGUGGGCCUGCUCGCUACACACUUUGCCCUCUGUCUCAGCAUGGGCCGGGCCAGCUGGGCGCGUGCUGCGCGAGUCGUCGGGGUCAAUCCG
Molecule: messenger RNA, 1272 nt
Organism: Jaminaea rosea
Lineage: Eukaryota; Fungi; Basidiomycota; Exobasidiomycetes; Microstromatales
Exons: 1
Source: RefSeq, a predicted model, not a curated record